Molecule: messenger RNA, 1161 nt
Organism: Uloborus diversus
Lineage: Eukaryota; Metazoa; Arthropoda; Arachnida; Araneae; Uloboridae
Product: TATA box-binding protein-associated factor RNA polymerase I subunit A-like
Biological process (GO): transcription by RNA polymerase I
Cellular component (GO): RNA polymerase I transcription regulator complex
Source: RefSeq, a predicted model, not a curated record
AAAAAGUUAGAUCUUUGUAUAAAAAGUGCAUUUCUCUCGUCUGUAACUGUAUUCAAAACCAGCAAUUUGGAGAGGCUGCAAAACUAUUAUGGAUCAUGAGCCAAGAGAAAGCAUUUUGUGACCACUUUUACUACAAAGCGAUCAUGAUUGUCUUUGAAAAUCUGCAGCUAACUAACAAAAAUGAACUAAUAUGGACAUUUGUGAGUGAUGCUGGAAGAUUAAUUCUAAUAAAUAAAAAAGAAAUCCAGUUGGAAUACAUUAUUUAUGGCUUGAAAAAUAAUGUACCUGAUCUUCGGCUUGAAUCUGAAGCAAUAGUGACUAAAAGGAUGAAAGACAAAUUGUACAAAAAUGAGAGACUAGACCCUAUAUUGGAUGCUUAUUCCAAUAUGAUUAACUAUAUAGACUGGUGCAGAUACUUGACUGAAGAGACAACCCCAGAAUUAUGUGCUGAUGCAGCAGAAAGAGCCAUAGUUAAUUUAAUGAACGUUAUAAAGAGUCCUGGACAAUGGGAUAUUUUUGUACUGAAAAUAAUUGAAAUGUUGAUAUAUUAUGAGAAGCAUGAUGAGGCUGAAACUGUGUUAUUAACUUAUUUAACAUGGAAUCCGAAACACAUAAAUUGUUAUAUUUAUUUAUGUACAUAUUUGAUUUCAUACCAUCCUGAUUCUCCUCUUCUUAUGAAGAAUUUAGAGGUUUUAGCUCAACUCUGUCCUUCAGACGAAAGAGUACUUAUGUUGAUAGAAAAGAGAGCAUUGCUAGGGAAAAAAAGGAAAAAGAAUUUGAAAUAUAUAUUUAUGUUCCUGGAUUACCCUUCAAAUGCAAACAAUAUUAAAGCAUGGCAGUUAAUAGCUAAUGUACUUCAUCAAGCUGUUUCUAGCAAUAAAUCAAGUGCCUUAAAAGUCAUCAAAUCUUCAUGGCAAUUGCGCAAAACAUAUUGGAACUACAUGUAUUUUAAUGUAUCAAAACUUCAUGAAAAUAAUGAAAUUAAUAUAUGUAAAAUUCAAGUGUUAAAGAUACUCGAACCAGGUCAUCCAUUUGUUGAAGCAUUUCAAGAAUGUUGUUGAUUUGUCAUCGAUGAAUCCAAUUCAUCGUUCUUCAAUUCAUGAGACUUUGAAACCAUUGGUUAUUAUUUUUUUUGUAAAAAAUUUUUAAGGCAAUGAGCUU